AUGACCAUCUUCUCUUUGCUCUUUGGUCCGCAUUCUUCUCUCCGCCCCACAACUUUACCCCCACCACUACGCCACAAGUUUACUUCAAAAUGCCCCAACCUCCACUCGGCUCAUUCAGAUUUGCUGAGUCAGCUCAUUUUCUUUGUCGCUUUUUUUAUUUUUUUCUAUCACAUUCUUUCUCUCCUUCAUAUCCUGUCAUUGAUUAUCUAUUUCGCGAUUUCUCUCUCUCUCUCUCUCUCUCUCGCUUUCUCUCUCUUUACAUUUGCUCCCUCUAUCUCUCUCUUUCUCUCUCUACUUUUUCUCUCUUUACUUUUCUCUCUUUCUUUCUCUUUUCGUUUUCUGUCUCUCUUCCUCUCUCUUUACUUUUUCUGUCUCUCUUCCUCUCUCUUUACUUUUUUCUCUCUCUUCCUCUCUCUUUACUUUUUUCUCUCUCUUCCUCUCUCUUUACUUUUCUGUCUCUCUUCCUCUCUCUUUACUUUUUCUGUCUCUCUUCCUCUCUCUUUACUUUUUCUGUCUCUCUUCCUCUCUCUUUACUUUUUCUGUCUCUCUUACUCUCUCUUUACUUUUUCUGUCUCUCUUACUCUCUCUUUACUUUUUCUGUCUCUCUCUCUCUACUUUUUCUCUCUUUACUUUUCUCUCUUUCUUUCUCUUUUCGUUUUCUCUCUCUUACUCUCUCUUUACUUUUUCUCUCUCUCUUACUCUCUCUUUACUUUUUCUCUCUCUCUUACUCUCUCUUUACUUUUUCUUUCUCUCUCUCUCUACUUUUUCUCUCUCUACUUUUUUCUCUCUCUCUCUACUUAUUUUCUUCCUCUUUCCCUCUUUACGUUUUCUUUCUCUAUAGCCUGUUCCUUUUCUGAUUUGAUUAACAAAACACGGUCGUUUGCUGUUCAUUCUCUCUCUCUCUCUCUCUCUCUCUCUCUUUGCUUAACAUACGUAGCAUUCUUCUUCUUCUUCUUCUUCUUCUUCUUCUUCUUCUUCACUAUUUCUAUCUUGCUCUCUUAUUCAGUUCUUUCUUUUUCUCUCCUUUUCCCCUCUUCUGUCUUUUUCUCUCCUUUUCCCCUCUUCUUUCUUUUUCUCUCCUUUUCCCCUCUUCUUUCUUUUUCUCUCCUUUUCCCCUCUUCUGUCUUUUUCUCUCCUUUUCCCCUCUUCUUUCUUUUUCUCUCCUUUUCCCCUCUUCUUUCUUUAUUUUCUUCGGGCGUUAUCAACCCAUCUCUCUUCUUUAUGGGUUCUUUUCUCACCCUCUCUCUUUGUCGGUUCUUUUCUCACCCUCUCUCUUCUUCAUCGGUUCUUUUCUCAACCUCUCUCUUCUUCAUCGGUUCUUUUCUCAACCUCUCUCUUCUUCAUCGGUUCUUUUCUCAACCUCUCUCUUCUUCAUCGGUUCUUUUCUCACCCUCUCUCUUCUUCAUCGGUUCUUGUCUCAACCUCUCUCUUCUUCAUCGGUUCUUUUCUCACCCUCUCUCUUCUUCAUCGGUUCUUUUCUCACCCUCUCUCUUCUUCAUCGGUUCUUUUCUCACCCUCUCUCUUCUUCAUCGGUUCUUUUCUCAACCUCUCUCUUUGUCGGUUCUUUUCUCAACCUCUCUCUUCAUAGGUUCUUUUCUCAACCUCUCUCUUCAUCGGUUCUUUUCUCAACCUCUCUCUUCUUCAUCGGUUCUUUUCUCAACCUCUCUCUCUUUAUCACCUCUUUUCUCACCCUAUCUCUUUUUUAUGGGUUCUUUACCUACUCUUUCUUCCUUUUAUAGUUGCUUUUUUUCACUUUCGACAUUUUUCACCCUCUCUCUUCUUUUCUACUUUCUCUAUUCGAUUCUUGUUUUCUCGAUAUUCUGUAAUUAUUUUUUUACUUCCUCUUCUUUCUACUACGCUUUCUCCUCGCUCUUUUCGCCUCCUCUUCUCUUUUCUUUUAUUGUCGCUCUUUAUCUCCCCUUCUCCCUUUCCUCUCAUCUCUCCCAUCUUUCUCUCUCUCUCUUUCCCUUCCUUCUUUUUCUCACUUUUCAAUUUCUCUGUCUUUUUUUAUUUUCUAUAUAUUUCUUAACCUCUUCUUCCCUCACUCAAUUGCUCUUUCUCUCGUUCGUUUCUCCUUUUCUACUUCUUCUUAUUUAA
This is a messenger RNA of Acanthosepion pharaonis, 2097 nucleotides long. Lineage: Eukaryota; Metazoa; Mollusca; Cephalopoda; Sepiida; Sepiidae. The record is from the annotation of a GenBank genome assembly.